Molecule: messenger RNA, 2409 nt
Organism: Megalobrama amblycephala (Wuchang bream)
Lineage: Eukaryota; Metazoa; Chordata; Actinopteri; Cypriniformes; Xenocyprididae
Exons: 11
Coding region: 132-914 (260 amino acids)
Source: RefSeq, a predicted model, not a curated record
UCAGCAACCAGACUCAACAUCUGGACAUCACUCACCUCUGUCACACAUGUGCAGCACCCUUAGGAGUGAUAGUGGGGGUGUGUGUCGGUGCCCUUCUGUUGGUAGCUGGGGCGGCUGCUGUUUGUUUCUUCAUGUACUUUAAAAAAGCAAAAGAAAGGGGGCAAGCUCCUGAGCCACAAGCUAUUCCACUAAACAACGGUCCAGAAGUUGAAGAAGGUCAUAACCGAAAUAAUGCAGGUCUGGAAAUGCCUGUUCAGGAGAGAGAUUUACCAGACAGUCAGGAAGAGCGUCAUGCACUUAUUGAUGGUCCAGCUCUUGGAGACGAAGUUGAUAACCCAAAUAAUGGUCUGGAAAUGGCUGUUCAGGAGAGAGAUUCACCAGACAGUCAGGAAGAGCGUCAUCCACUUAUUGAUGAUGAUAGGAAGGAUCAAAUGAAGAAAAUAAAAGUGAAGCAGGGAGAAACUAUCACUCUAAAAUCUGGUGUUACUGACAUACAGAGAGAUGAUCUGCUUCGGUGGAAAUAUGCUGAUUACAGAGUGUCUGAUUCCACAACCUUAUUUACUGUCAUAGCUGUAUGCAAUAAAAGGAAAAAUAGAUUCAUAACAAAGGAUGGUCCUGGUGGAAAAUUCAAAGACAGACUGACGCUGGACCAUCAGACUGGAAAUCUCACUAUCAAGAACAUGAGAGUCAAAGACUCUGGGCAUUUUAAACUUGUGAUCUCCAGCAACACAAAUCCUCUUACGAAAACCAUCAAAGUCAAUGUCCAUGCUGCCGCACAAAAGGGUAUGGAUGAUCCAAAUGAGAUGAAUUUGUCCUUGAUACCAGAAGAGGACCCGAACAACACCAGUACAUAUACUGUAGAGCCGACGGACCCUUUAUCCAAUGAGGAUGAGGAGUCUGGUGGGGAACGGUGACACAAUUUCACAUGACAGUGCCAGUAUGGCAGAUGUAUUCUAUAUGGAUUGUAUUCAUAAUACAUGCAUACUCAUUUUUUAAUAGUUAAGAAGAGAUUCAUCAAGUGCAGUGCCCAUGUAAAGGGCGAUGUUCUUGUGACCUUGCGCAACGUUCCCUAAAAGUUCUGUAAAGGUGACCAAAAAUCCAAAACCUUUACAGAACAUUAGCGUCGUUCCUAAAACAUAACUUAAGAACUUAAGAACUUUAAAAACUUUACAAAGAGGACAUUUGGGACGUUAACAGAAUGUUGCCACAUGGUCCUCUGUUGGUUAUUUAAUAACGUUCCCGAUAUGAGUUUAGGGGGACGUUCUAUUUUGGUUAUUUUAUGGUCGCGCAAGAACAUUACAAAGAGGACAUUUGGAAAGUUAAGAGAACGUCCUGUAGUAAUAGUCCCCUAAACAUUCCCAGAACGUCCUGAAUGUUCCACAUCGUGACCGUCUCUGAACGUACUGGGAACGUUACUCAGCAACACCAAUGGGGACGUUCUGAGAAUGAUAUAGGAACAUAAAAUUUCUAGCAGGAUACUUAUUGUGACAAUAUGCAAAAACACGUUAUGUGUUGAUGAGCGAACCCUGACAGCAAUAUAGUGUCGGCCCACAUCUGGUCCGCAUGUAAUCCGCAUGUAUCAAAUGUGGACCGGAUCUGGGCCACAUGUUGCUGUCUGGGAAAGGUUUUUUCAUUUCAUUUGGUACUAGGACAACAUACUUCUAAACUGACAGAAUAUUUUGCUAAAUAUAAUGCUAAAGUAUCAUUUCAAUACACAAAAAAUAUGCUAAUCUCAAAAUGACUCAAAAUGCCAGUGUCAAUUAUGAACCUCGUAUUGUACAUAAACAGCAACAGGUUUAUUUGUAUCUUAUAUAAUAGACUGAAUGUGACAUAUAGCCAUUAAUGUUUGUGUAAAUAUUUGGGAGCAUGUUGAGUUUUUAAUAUUCAGUCCAGUGUUUAUUUACAUACUGUGAUAUUUGAGAAGCUCUUUUUAAAUUCACUGUGAAAACACUCCAUACUAUGAAAUAUUAACUAAUUUUUUUCGACUAAUACAAACUGUCUCAUCUAAAAAUUUAUGUUUUUAAAAAUUAACAUAACUGCUUCAAAAUUAGCAUUUUCAGUAUGGGUGUGUAUAAUUUAAAUUUUAGCACAAAACGUCAAAGUAUCAAGUUAUGUUUACCGCAGGUUUUAUUUUACUCAUAAAUUUAAAAAGCGCAUUAUAAAACCCCUAUAAUCUUGGCGGGAACUAGAAACCAUCCCUGUACCUCUCUAUAGAAACUUGGAGUUAAUUUGUGGACUUACACUCUUCAGUUUUAAAUAUGUCUAAGAGUUACAGGGCCUUGUUUAGUCAGUAAACACAUUUAAAAUGAAUUUUGCAGUUGUAUUGCACUUUAGCCUGUACAUGUUUAAUUUGUAUGAAAAUGUUAUAAAUGCAUAUUGUAAUGAAAUAAAGGCUAAUAUGCAUAUUCA